AAGAAUUUUUCGAAUUUCGUCAAGCAUCGAUGUGAGGCAGACAGAGGAGAGCUGUUCUCGAAUUUUGUCCGAUGCUGGUUCAUUGCUUUAGAUGAUGUGAGCACCGGGAAGGAUCACAUUUUACCAAUGCUUUUACUCGUUAUGGACACUCUAAAAAUCGAAAAUCUCGCUUGUGAACCCGCGUUGACUUUACAGGAUGCUAUUACCGAUCAGGUAAACAAAAUGAGUGGCACUGAUAUAAAAGCAUUUUGCGUAUAUAUCGCUGAAAAAUUUGUGGAUGGGCAAUCAUCGUCUAAAAGAUGGCUCAGUGCUGCAGCACUAUUUUUGGGGUAUCUAGGGAAACUGAAGAAUACAUCAAUCGAAUGGAAAGGGACAUAUCUGCACGGCAUGAAGUUUCUUCGUUCGUUUCUAACGGAAUUGCUGAACGAUGUUGUAAACUGUAGCUCCUUCCGGGAACUUAUCGGUGUUCUGAGGUAA
Molecule: messenger RNA, 477 nt
Organism: Gongylonema pulchrum
Lineage: Eukaryota; Metazoa; Nematoda; Chromadorea; Rhabditida; Gongylonematidae
Source: the annotation of a GenBank genome assembly